Molecule: messenger RNA, 3684 nt
Organism: Clavispora lusitaniae ATCC 42720
Lineage: Eukaryota; Fungi; Ascomycota; Pichiomycetes; Serinales; Metschnikowiaceae
Gene: MSN5
Product: karyopherin
Biological process (GO): RNA export from nucleus; protein export from nucleus
Cellular component (GO): nucleus; RNA nuclear export complex; cytoplasm
Molecular function (GO): nuclear export signal receptor activity; RNA binding
Source: RefSeq, a predicted model, not a curated record
AUGGACAUCAGCGGCGUCAACCAGAUCCUCCAGGCGCUCGACGUGGUGCACCAGCCGCGCUCGUCCAACGAGCAGCGCCGCGAGGCCCAGAUCUUCUUGGAGUCCAUCAAAAGCUCCGAAGAGCUGCCCUACUGGGGCUACCAGCUCGCGUUGCCGGAAAACUACGGCGACAACUACAUUGUGCGGCACUUUGGGUUGUCGCUUCUCCAGAACGCCGUGACAAAACGCUUCCACACCUUUGACCGUGCCAAGUCCGUGGCCGUGCGAGAGUGGGUGGUCAAGCUAGCGCAGAAGGUGCGUGCCGACGAUCCACACUACUUGAAGGAGAAGCUAGCGUUUCUCUGGGCGUCCAUCGCCAAGCGCAUCUGGGGCUGCUACUUGGUCAAAGCUCCCGAAGACGACGAGACGAAAACCGUGUCCAAAGACGAUUUGCUCGACGGCUGGGCAUCCAUGGACUCGGACUUGAGCGGCCUCUGGCACCACUCGUCGCAGACGCGUGAGUUGUGCUUGGUGAUUGUGCGCACGUUGCUCGAGGACAUCUACUUGCUAGACGAUCCGGUGGGCAGCAAGCGAACGGCCAUUCUCAACCAGCUCUGUGUGCUCAUCAUCACGCCGGACCUGGUGUUGGACCAGAUCUACGAGCCCAACCCGAACCUUGCCUUGUGCAAACACCUGUCGGAAGGCUGGUUUGUGGUGUGGAGCAAGUUUCUUCUCGAGACCUUGUCUGCCAACGACUGUCUGUCGUCUUCGGUGCAAGUGUUUGUGCCCAAGAUCUUGAGCACGUUCAAAACGUGCUUGCACUGGAUCCAGCCCAGCGUGUUGCGCCACGAAAACAUCAUGAACACCUUGGUCAACAUUCUCACUUUGCCCGACAUAAAGUUGAAGACUUUGGCCGUCGACUGUUUGCACAUUUUGUUCACGCGCUCCUACACCGAUUACAAGGACUUUGAGUUUUUCAUCGGCAGCAUCUACACCUCCGAGGGCAUCAAGAAGCUCUCGCAGUUCUACCUGUCUCUAGAAGUGGACUGUGACGAUAUCGACGAGCAGGUGUAUGCGUUGCUCAAGAAAACGGUCGAGAUGAUUGUUUCCUUGAGCGAGUAUCUCAACAUUCUGUUGCCCGUCAAGAGCCGAAUAGACUGGGAAAAGGCCGACGUCGACAUGUACCUAAAUCUUGUGCUUACAACCACCAACCACCCGAGCCUUAUCAUUUCGGGCUUGUCGUUGCAGAUGUGGGUGACCACGCUCCGUUUCGACGAGCUCAGCGCAAAAGAGCCCGUGGACAGGAUCCUAAUCGACCUUUUGGAGGUCGCCGCAAACAGAUUGAUCAACUACACCACCAUCGGCGAAGACAAUGUGCUGAAAAAAUUUUUGGAAGUCGAUUUCGACUCGCCCAUGGACUCGGCGUCGUUCUUAUCCAACUACAGAAAAUUCAACGAGGACAUUGUCCGCAUCACCACAUGCAAAAAGCCCGAGGAAGGACUCAAGUGGCUUGAAGCUCGCCUCGAGGCGUUUUUCAGCUCGUCUCUUGGUGCUGAUUGUAUCACCGACCUGCGGCUCGACGAAAAAUCGGACGCUUUCAACUACGGCACGUCUCAAUUCAACAUCAUUGAAAAUUGCAUCCGCGGAGUGUCCAGAUGGCGCAUCUGGUAUCAGGGAGAGGAUUUCGACGUGAAGAACGCCCGGCUCAAUGGCCUUGUGGAAGACUUGGGCGAGCGCUUGCUUGCAAUGCAGUUGGCGUCGCCUCUUUUAAUUCGCAAGCAAGUGCAGACCAUGGUGCAGUUUGCGCCGCUCCUCAAAGAGGUGAGUCCGCUCAUGUUCAAAGUUUUGGAGAAAAUACUCACGACGGCCACUUUCGAGUACCCACCUAAUAUUUCCGACGAGGAGCGAGAAAUCAUUCGAGACUUGCGCACAAGCUGCGGAACCGAGUUGAACCGCCUCGCCUAUAUCAUGCCCGAGUCGCUCCGCAAGAUUUUCGGCGAGUUGGAAAAUGUCAUAUCCAACAUCUUGGCCUCCAACAAAGUGAGCAACCACGAAAAUGUCGCCUUCAAGUCCUUUCUCUUGGUGAUUGCAUCUCGGUCGUCGAUCGACAACAAGGAAGAUCUUUUCGCCAAAAUCGUCGAUCCGGAGUUGAUGGCGUGGUCUGCGCCGGAAACGGAGAAGGGCUUGAUGGACUUGCAUUGGUUUUUGGAACGUAUGGGCAUAGUGGAGAUUGCGCAGUACUUUCAGAAAAGAAACAUCACAGCCACCACCAAUCUAUUAGAGGCGCAAAUGGACGACGAGGGCCGUGAGUUGAAAAACAAAUUGAAGGACCGCUGGUCGUCCAUCUUCCCAAUCCGUGAGACAAGAAUCUUUGUCCAGUACAGUAUCGAAAAACUUGCACAUGACUCGCCAGAGUACUUGAACUUGUUGCGCUUGUGGAAACCAAGAGUAAGACCCAUCAUCCCUCAUGUUCUUCAGCUUCUUGCCCAGAUCCAGGCCUACCACAAUCCAGACAAUUGCCGAGAUUUGCCUGAGGCUGUCCAAUCUUUCUUGCGUUAUAGUCGUAUGGAGCGGUUCUGGCAGCAAGGUGUCUCGAUCCAGAGCAAGGAAACGUUUAUUGAGGAAAGUGUCAAGGCAGCGCUCACACUUCGAGAUUUUGCCGACAGCGUGGGCCAUUUGAUCCGAUACACACGAGAGUACGCCUUUCUUACCAUCGGGUCGCUUUCUCAACUUGAAGACACCCUUUACGAGAUUCCCAACAUUGCCACGUCGCUCUGGAACGCCUUGGCAGGAGACACUGUCGGCGUCACUUUGCACAGCUGGAAGCACAUGAUCAACAGCUGUCUCCGCAGUGUGGUGAAGAACUGUCCAGUCAAGUUUGUGGAUAUUUUCAUGGCAGAGCUUUUGCCCAAGGCUCUCUACGACAUUGAUAAGCUCAUUGUCGAGCGCUGGGAUAAAGUGUACUUGACAGGGCUCCAGUUGCAAGGAAAUGAAGACGACGCCACGCUCAGCGAAGAGAUGAUGGAGGAACACAUGCUCCGGCAACUCACAGCAACAGUGGUGCGUUUUCUCAUUGACAUUGUUCCGCAAUUCAACGCCAAAAACACCACCGACACCCAGUUUGCCUGCAAGCGUCUUGUGUCGACCAACAAGGAAGUGAUGGGCGCCUUCUUGCAGAUCUGCUGCCACAUCAUCGGCUUGAAGGACACAAAGUGCUCGUUCAACACGAUUCUUGUGGUGCGCAACCUCAUUCCUGGCAUCUGUCUCAAGGACGACGACGUGGACAAGUACUUGUGCGAUCUGUUCAUGAAGGUGUUGUUGAAGGUGGCCAUGGACGACUAUUUCGUCGAGACACACUCGGAAACAGCCACUCUCCUCACGACCUUGUACUGCUCCUUGCGUUCCAAGAACGACUAUCCUGCCCGUGUGCUCAUGGAAAACUUGCCCAACAUCACAUCGCAACACGUGAGCAACUUUGAAACGCUUCUUGUCGGAUCCAGGUCCUUGCGGCACCAGCGCUCGGCGCUUUUGGAGUUGAUCCGCAUUGCAAAGACCAACGAAGAGUCUACGGACGACGAGGAAAUCAAGUUGCGCAAGAAGCAGCUUGAAGCUGCUGCACGCAAGAAGAAAACACUUGGGAAAGACCUCAUGAACGAUCCAUUCACGGAAAAUGGCGCCUUGAACAAUCUUUUUGGUGACGAGUAA